Molecule: messenger RNA, 3879 nt
Organism: Hypanus sabinus (Atlantic stingray)
Lineage: Eukaryota; Metazoa; Chordata; Chondrichthyes; Myliobatiformes; Dasyatidae
Gene: plekha3
Product: pleckstrin homology domain containing, family A (phosphoinositide binding specific) member 3
Exons: 8
Coding region: 266-1195 (309 amino acids)
Biological process (GO): receptor recycling; retrograde transport, endosome to Golgi; endosome organization
Cellular component (GO): trans-Golgi network; recycling endosome; early endosome
Source: RefSeq, a predicted model, not a curated record
CUCACGAGAACUGCAGCCGCAGCCGUGCCUCGUCUGGCGUUGCUGCGGAAGGGACUUCCGGUGCGGAGGUGCGAGGUGGGAGCCGGGUGCCCGGAGCCCGAAGCCCGUCACGGAGGCAGCUGCCGGAGGCUUUCCGACGAUGCGAUGCUGCUGAGCGGAGGACCCGUGGAUGGGGCCGUGGGCGGGCCGAAGUCGCAGGCCGGGGUGAGCCUCCCGAUGUCCGCUGAGCUCGCGGCGAAGUGAGGCGGAACCGUAAGAUGUGAAGAUGGAAGGGAUCCUGUACAAGUGGACCAACUACCUGACGGGUUGGCAGCCUCGUUGGUUCGUUCUAGAUAAUGGAAUACUUUCUUAUUAUGAUUCCCAGGAUGAUGUUAACAAAGGUAGCAAAGGGAGUAUCAAAAUGGCUGUUUGUGAAAUUAAAGUGCAUCCAACAGAUAACACAAGAAUGGAACUGAUUAUUCCUGGAGAACAACAUUUCUAUGUGAAAUCCGUCAACGCUGCUGAACGGCAGAGGUGGUUGGUGGCUCUAGGGAGUUCAAAGGCAUGUCUUGCAGAUACGAGGACUAAAAAAGAAAAAGAAAUCAGUGAAACUAAUGAAUCUCUCAAAACGAAGAUGUCAGAGCUUCGGUUGUAUUGUGACUUACUAAUGCAGCAAGUUCAUACGAUACAAGAGUCUGUUAAACAAGGUCAGCCAGGUUUGAUGUCAACGGCUGAGAACAUGAAUGAAGCCUCGUCUUUACUCAGUGCCACAUGUAAUACCUUCAUUACAACUCUCGAAGAGUGCAUGAAAAUAGCCAGUGCCAAGUUUAAGCCUGAAAUGUUCCAGUUUUCUCACUCUGAUCCACUGGUCUCUCCUGUAUCACCUUCACCAGUUCAGAUGGUUCGGAUGAAACGAUCAAUUAGUCAUCCUGGUACUAUACUUUAUGAUGGCAGGAAACUGGACAUGAAUUACCAAAAGGAAACUACAAUUGCAGCAUCACGUCCUGAUGUACACAGGAGAAUACGGACAUAUUCAGAUACUGAAUCGUACAGCGACAGUGCUCUGGAUGAUCCAGAAAAGAUUACUCAAAUUUCUCGCAACUCUUUAUUAACUGCAAAUGGUGAAUUCCCUCCAGUGACCAUUCCGGAAGAAAAUGCUGCAAUCUCAAGGAAUAAAACAGAGACAGAAAGUCAAAUUGUUGCACUUUCAAGUUGAAAAUACAAACUAAAAUGGAUUUAUAAUAUUGCAACAAAGGGACAUGAUUUCCCAAAUAAAUGGCUUUCUCUGCACUUUAUGAUAUUGCAUCAAAUCAGAAAACUUGACAAGCUUACCUAACCUUAUUUCUAUUAUAUAUUUUCUGUAAACUAGGACUGUAUUUUCUACAGUAUCGUGUAAUAAAUCCACAAAGGAUCAGUAAUCACCUGAUUCAAAACUUUGCCAUAAAGAGCAAUGGUGCCAUUAAGAGUUAAUAGUAACUGUGAAGCUUGAGUGAAAAAAUAAGGAUGUAGCAUAGACUGUUGUGACUGUUGGCAGGAGAGAUUUGAGGAGGAGUCAAAUCCCUGGGGCUGUACAAAUUCAUUUUAAGCACCUGUGUAUCCUUAGAAUUAACAUUCUGGAGGAAUCACAGUUAGAUGUUUCUGUUUACACCUUUUAUUUCACUUUGUAGUUUGUACGUGAUGAAUGAAAUCUGUUUAUAUACAUGAGCACUGAAUACUGUUUUAGGAUGAGGGUUGGAUUGUGCUUCAUCUUUUCUAGUAGCAGCCAAUUAGUACUGGUUAUACCAGAACUCGUAUGUGUAGAAACAGUUUCUGAAGCAUAAAGUUAAAACUAUUGUGCUGUGCAUUACCUUUGAAAGAGAAAAGAGUAGAUACCAUUUAUUUCAUUUCUAAAGGCAAUGAAGCAGGUGUAUUUUAUAUCCAAUAAAAAUAGAUUAAUGAAAUAUAAUAGUUCCAGUUACAAAAACUGUAACAGGCAAACUGUAGAAAUAAGAUACUUUUAUAAUGUGAUCAUCUCCAACUGAGGUAAAGAGAAGAGAUUUUCAUUUGAGUUUAGACCUUUUAAUUGUUUAUUUGGCCAAGAUGGAAAACAAAAGUGUUAUUUCCUAGUGGUUUAUAUUUAACAAAAAACUUGUUUUAUUCCCUCAGCCAGCUGUUUUUAGUUUAUUUGCAGAAAUUUAACUGGUUGUGUCAUUCGAGAUUUCAAAGCUAUUGUAUCUCUUUAUCAUUUGUGCCAUAUUUGAGCAGAGAUAAGAAAUAAUGGAAAAGUUAUAAUAUUCUGACAAAAAUGUUAUCUGGAAUUGAAGAUGACCCUAAGAGGAUACUUCGGCCAAUUUUUCUCAAGAAUGUGUAAAUAAUUUGCAUAAUAAUUCAAUACCAAUCAACAGCUAAAUUCUCUAUUCUGAUUUUGUUGGCUUUUAUUUAUAUGUUGGAUAUGCUGCUAAUGUAGUUUACUCUGCACAUCCAUUUCUUCCAAUAUAAGCAAUAUGAUUACAAAGAACGAUUGAAUUAAAUUGCUCUAGCAAAUUUAGUGGAAACAAUGGUAGUGUAUUUAAUUCUUUUUCUGCACAUUAAAAUAAUAGCUUUUCAGUAUUUUAGAUAGGCUCCACUCUCCCACAUUGUUUUACAUGAAAGAAUUAUUUUAAAGUCUUAAUGUGUAUUUUUUUGGCAUGUCAUGAAAGUGUUGUGAGCAGUUUGCAAAAACUACACCAGAUGUUUUAGCACUUCUGGAAUACAGGAUAUCCUUGUCAUGACUCAGUGGUGUGCGGUGUACAGCACUUUAAUCUCCAGAAACCCACGGUUCUAGUCCAGGAGAUGGGCAACUUGGUUCCAUAAACCAGCUGUUAAAGUUUGAAGAGUAUUAAGCAUGUAAAAACUUCAGCUUACUAGUGAGCAAUGAUACAGUCGUGACAAAUGUUAAUAUAAAGUUAUUAACCAGGCCACCAUUUUUUGUAAAUAUUAAAUGCUGUGAAUAUUAAGAGGUUGCAUGCAAAACUUGUAAAAUGGACAGCUUUUUAUCAUCCUGUUCCUUUACAAAACAAUCUGUUCAGGCAUUUAUGCUUAAAAUUCACGACUUUACAGUUUUGCCAAUAAUUGAGUUUUUCCAUUAGAGUUGAAAGACUUCAAAGACUUCAGUUUGUGGUUUACCGAAUCUCAGCUGAAGCACCAAUUUUGAAAUUGGUACCUUGGGUUACAGGAGAGGAAAUCAAGUGAGAAUUUUAAUUACUAACUGUUAUCAACCUUGCCACCCUGUUAGCAUAUGUCUGUGAAGAGAGAAUCAAGCUCUACUGUGUUUUUUAUUUUCCAGUCAACUCCCAUACAUAUAAGAUAUGUGUACGAGAGAGAGAGCGCUGUUAAUGUCAUGGCUUGUAUACAAUUGAAAGGAGUCCUUGGAUAAAUAUAAGAAUUGAACACAGCUCAGCAGCAAGAAUUAAAGCUGCUAGAGAAGGAAGAAAACUGCUGAUUUAUUUGUGUGAUAAAUAUAUAGCACUAAGUUUUAUUAGUGAUGUUUUACACUGUUAAAAUUACAAUGAAAUAAAACUUCACUUUUGGAAUUUUGCUUUUCAGUAAUUAACUAUAAUAGUUUAAAAAAUGCAUUCUCCCACUUAAAGAAAACUUCAUUAAUUGUUUGUAUGUUAGAGUACAUGUUGAAAAUGGUCCUAAUUAGGUAAUAUGUAACCAUUAAUAUUUCAGCAUGAUUGAUUCAUAAUGUUAAUGUAUAAGAUGUGAAUUUUAAUUGCAGUGAAUGUAAACACCUAUGGGAAAGAACCUAUUCUGACUUGUGCUGUCAGGAUAUCCUUUAGGAUUUGCUGGUUCAUUGUGGGAAAUAGAUUUUUCUUUGUGCCAUUUUCUGCUUUUUCUCUAUGAUAACUCAUAUUUAAAAAUAAACUGAAUAUAAAUUGA